Peniophora sp. CBMAI 1063 is the source of this 309-nucleotide messenger RNA. NCBI's taxonomy places the organism in Eukaryota, Fungi, Basidiomycota, Agaricomycetes, Russulales, Peniophoraceae. The record is from the annotation of a GenBank genome assembly.
AUGCUACUUUUUAUGCUCCCCGCUGGCUCCAACGCACAUGACCCGGCGAGGCUAGACAAGCAAUGGCCGCAGAUCAAGCGCGAGGCGGCGAGGCUCGAGCAGGCGAGCGCGGAGAUGUGUCAGGGCGCGCUGGCGGAGAUCGCCGCUGUCGGUGGGGACCCAGCAAUUCUGGACCCGAAUGCCGUGCCGGAGGGCCUAUCCGGGCUGCAACGCCACACGCAGAGGAUCGAGGUGUCGCUGCGGACGUGGGAGGCGGCGUAUAAGCGCCUAAAAAGGACGCGCACGAGAUCGAGCUGGAGCUGGAGCUGA